CCGGAGCGCGAGCGUGCGCGGCGGUCAGCUGAGCGACGCCCGCGGGUCGCGAGGCCGCGCGUCACGCCCGCUGCCCGAGCCCGGCCGCCCCAACGCCGCCCCCACCUGGCCGUGCCUGGCCGGCGUCGCCUCCGCGUCCGGAGCUCUCCUCCAGGGACGCGAUGCCCAGGAAGCAGUGACCUGGAGGGAAACCGAUCGCGGGCGGCCGGAGCUGCUGCUAUGUCCCACCAGCCUCUCAGCUGCCUGACUGAAAAGGGGGACAGCCCUGGUGAAACCACAGGGAAUGGACCUCCCAGCCUGGCUCACCCCAACCUGGACACCUUCACCCCGGAGGAGCUGCUCCAGCAAAUGAAAGAGCUUCUGGCUGAGAACCACCAGCUGAAAGAAGCCAUGAAGCUAAACAAUCAAGCUAUGAAAGGGCGAUUUGAGGAGCUUUCAGCCUGGACAGAGAAACAAAAGGAAGAACGCCAGUUUUUUGAAAUCCAGAGCAAAGAAGCCAAAGAACGUCUGAUGGCCUUGAGUCAUGAAAACGAAAAAUUGAAAGAAGAACUUGAAAAACUAAGAGGAGACCCACAAAGAUCAGCAGAGGACCCCAGUGGUGACACGAGACUUCCCAGGGUGGAAGUGGAGCAGGUGGUAAAGCAGCUGAAAGCCCAGGUGGCAAAGCUGCAGUAUGAGAAGGCGGACCUGCUGGGCAUCAUAUCGGAACUGCAGCUCAAGCUGAACUCCAGCGGCUCCUGCGAGGACUCCUUUGUGGAGAUCCGGAUGGCUGAAGGAGAAGCUGAUGGGGCAGUAAAAGAAAUCAAGAGCAGUUGUCCUAGGCUCCCAAGAACGGACUCCACUGACAUGAGCAAAUCCGUGGAAGGCACCAAAAAGUACCUGGAAUUUGAGUUGGAACUGACUGUGAGCCAGCUGCUGCUUUGCCUGAGGGAAGAAAACCAGAAGGUGGAGAAACUUGAAAUUGCACUCAAAGAAGCCAAAGAAAGAAUUUCAGAGUUCGAAAAGAAAGCAAAUGAUUACUCCGAGGUUGACACCCAGACAAAAGAGAACACAGGAAAAGAGAAUGAAGAGGAGAAAGGCGUAGAGACUGUCGGAAGUGAAGUGGAAAUGUUGAACCUCCAGGUGACGUCCCUAUUUAAGGAGCUUCAGGAGGCUCAUACAAAGCUCAGCGAGGCUGAGCUAAUGAAGAAGAGACUUCAGGAAAAGUGCCAGGCCCUUGAAAGGAAACACUCUGCAACUCCAUCAGAGCUGAGUGAAAAGCAAGAGCUGGUCUAUAAUAAUAAGAAAUUGGAACUCCAAGUGGAAAGCAUGCGGUCCGAAAUCAAAAUGGAGCAAACGAAAGUGGAAGAGGAAAAGUCCAAGUUAGCCAUUCUGCAGUCAACACACAACAAACUUCUUCAAGAACAUAAAAAUGCACUGAAGACAGUCGAGGAACUAAAGAGGAAAGAGUCAGGAAAAGUGGAUACGGCGGUGCUGUGGGAGCUAAAUGAGAAACUGCAGCUGGCCGAGCAGGCGCUGGCCUCCAAGCAGCUUCAGAUGGACGCAAUGAAGCAGACCAUUGCCCGGCAGGAGGAAGAGCUGGACACCAUCGCCGUCCUCAGGGCUCAGAUGGAUAUCUACUGUUCUGAUUUUCAUGCUGAAAGAGCCGCAAGAGAGAAGCUUCACGAAGAAAAGGAGCAACUGGCUCUGCAGCUGGCGAUUUUGCUCAAAGAGAACAAUGCUUUCGAAGAGGAAGACAGGCAGUCCUUGAUGGAAAUGCAGAGCCGGCAUGGGGCGAGAACCAGUGACCCCGACCAGCAGGCCUAUCUGGUUCAAAGAGGAACUGAUGAUGGGACCUGGCAGGACCAGCAGCCCCGGAGUAUUCCGAUCCACUCUUGCCCCAAGUGCGGGGAGGUCCUGCCUGACAUAGACACCUUACAGAUCCACGUCAUGGACUGUAUCAUUUAAGCAUCGGGGUGUCAUCUCCCGAACUGUUGGUAAAUGUCAGGUUUUUUUCCUCCAAGACCUGUACUUUUGUCUUAUUUGAUUUUCCUCAAAUAUUUUGCCUCACGAUCCUUGUUUCAGGAGAAAGAAAGUAUGUCUGUUCUAAAAAAGAAAACUUCAUGGAUUCCCAUGAACUCACAAAAUAGAAUGCUUAGUUACCACUCUUUGGACACUGAAUUCUCUGGUUUUUAUGAUGUUUGUGCAAACAGAUGCACUGUUUGUGCAGUUAUGAGCAUGGGACAGCCUGACAGAGCUUAUGGAAUUAGAUGGAUUUUUUUUUUAUCAAUUUUUGGUUUUGCUCAGGUUUUCUUUUGUGUUUUGAGACAGGGUCUCACUCUGCAUUUCAGGCUGGCAUUGAACUCACUAUAUUGCCCAGACUGGCCUUGAACUUGUGAUCCUCCUGCCUCAGCGUCCAGAGUGCUGGGAUUACAGGCAUGUAUCUCCACAGUCAGCUCUGCUGAUUGACUGUAAGAACCUUUUGUGAAGGAGAAAAAUGAAGUGGUCACAGAUUUCAUCAGGAAAAAAUGUCUUUGAAAUAUUUUUAAAGUGAAUUAUAUUACUGUAUUGUUUUCCUUCAUCCAUUUAAAAUGGAUAUUUCAGGGUUGUGUGUUUGUGCGUAUGUUGUAGGUUUAUUGCAGCCCCAAUAAUUGUACCAAAGUUACAUAGCUUUUGUCAUCUGAGCACUGUGAGCUUUCAAUUAAUAUCAGGACACAGGAAAAAAAUUCCUGGCAUACAUGACGCCAAGCUCACCUUCUUAUCACUGUUCAGUGUUAUCUUCAAUUUUUUCAUGGUAUUUACUAUAAGUAUAUGGGCUUGUACAGUAGAUAGUUUAUUAAUUUCUAAAACAAACAGCUGUUUCUUCUUAGCUCAGGUUAUAUCUUAGCAAUGAAAAAAGUAGUUACCACAAAAUAAAAUUUUGCUUAUCAAUCUUU
Cavia porcellus (domestic guinea pig) is the source of this 2915-nucleotide messenger RNA. RefSeq names its product optineurin (gene Optn). Gene Ontology annotation, molecular function: K63-linked polyubiquitin modification-dependent protein binding. The transcript has 14 exons. Gene Ontology annotation, cellular component: Golgi apparatus; nucleus; cytoplasm. The record is from RefSeq and is a predicted model, not a curated record. Gene Ontology annotation, biological process: protein localization to Golgi apparatus; Golgi ribbon formation; regulation of canonical NF-kappaB signal transduction. The coding region runs from base 220 to 1947 and encodes 575 amino acids. NCBI's taxonomy places the organism in Eukaryota, Metazoa, Chordata, Mammalia, Rodentia, Caviidae.